AUGUCAACAGAAACUGAAAUUAAAGGCAAAAAGCGAACUCAUGAUGAAGAUGAUGAAUCUAAUGGAGCUGCUGAAACUACAACAGGUCUUAAAAAGAAGGCAACACCAGUAAAAGCUGCAACAUCAACAACGAAAAAUCGAUCAUCAAAUAAUGACGAUGAUGAAUCACGUGGAGAUACUAAUGACGAUGAUUCAAAUAGUGUCGAUGCAAGAAAACGAAAUGGUAAACCAAGUUCUACUGAUGCUGGUGCCAGUGGCGAUCUAGACGAAAGUGGAGAUUAUGAUGAUGACGAUGAUGAAAAUUCAGAAGAUGAUGAAGGUGAAGGAAGUGAAGGUGAAAGUGAUGAUGGUGGUAGUGAGGUUGGUGCCGGUGGUGAUGAUGAUGAAUCGAAAGAAGUUGGUGAUGAUGAUGAUGAAGAAGGUGAUGAAGCAUCUCGAGAGUAG
Messenger RNA from Adineta steineri, 444 nucleotides. The record is from the annotation of a GenBank genome assembly. NCBI's taxonomy places the organism in Eukaryota, Metazoa, Rotifera, Eurotatoria, Adinetida, Adinetidae.